Molecule: messenger RNA, 342 nt
Organism: Knipowitschia caucasica
Lineage: Eukaryota; Metazoa; Chordata; Actinopteri; Gobiiformes; Gobiidae
Source: the annotation of a GenBank genome assembly
AUGGCUGGUCGGAGAGGGCAGAGACGCGCGAGUCCCCGGCUUCCAUUAGAGGAGACGGUGUUAUUCCGUCUGUGGCCUCCCCAUGGCCCUCUCGCUGUGACCCACCAGGGAGCGAGUCGCGCAGCCAGCCUCGCCGACUUCUUCUUCAGCAGCUCAAUGAAAAAAAACCUCGGCGCAUCUGAGAGAACGAGGAGGCUCCAGACGGGCACUCGGGCUGCUGGGUUUUUUGAUCCGAGCACCCCGACAAAGAGGCGGCGAGCGCGGGACACUCUCGGCAUCCCAUUAGCCUUUGAGUUGAAAUGUCAGACUCGCGGCUGGCCUAGUUCAGACCCUUCCCCCUAG